Molecule: messenger RNA, 3351 nt
Organism: Lutzomyia longipalpis
Lineage: Eukaryota; Metazoa; Arthropoda; Insecta; Diptera; Psychodidae
Exons: 5
Coding region: 181-3171 (996 amino acids)
Biological process (GO): apoptotic process involved in development; phosphatidylserine exposure on apoptotic cell surface; engulfment of apoptotic cell
Cellular component (GO): plasma membrane
Source: RefSeq, a predicted model, not a curated record
AGAGUGGCGGCCAUCUUUGAGGAAUAUGGCCGCGAUCACUUGUUGAUCUUCUCCCGUGGUGUGUUUUUGCGUGCGAUUAAACGCGAAAAGGUGCGGCACCGAGUGGAUUACCGUGGUGUCCGUGUGCAGGAAGUUGAACCAUAGUGUGCCCAAAGUGCGUGGCAAUUGGUACUAUCAAGCAUGACGGAGUUUCUGCCACUGUGUGAUCUUCUGUUCAAUGUUAUCUCGCUAGCUGGCUACUUUUGUGAUAUUGUUUUUAAUGUUGUCUUCAGUUAUGCACUGUAUGAGAGUGGGAAGAUCAUCUAUUUCACCCUCACAUUUGUGAUUGUCCUCUCAUCGCUCAUCCUAUCCCAAAUCAUCUCGUUGCGAUGGUUCCUGAACAAGGAGCGCUUGACGCAACGGAAGACCCAGCAAGCGCAUGCAAUCACCCAAACGGCCACCGAGAGACAUCAUCAGGAUGGGAAGCAAUCAGUGACCCAAAUAGUACGGUGGUGCUUCAUUCCAAAGAACAUCGUCAUCCUUCUCCACUGCACCCUCGUGGGGAUUGUGUGGCGAUACGCAAAGCUCCUGGCACCUGUAGAGCUGCAGAAUGUAAAGCACGAAGUGAGGGAUCUCUGUAUGUUGCGCCUCAUACAUGCCUUCUGCGAGAGUGCCCCCAUGCUUCUCCUGCAGUUGCACAUUCUCGUGUCAGAUCAUCUGACACGAGAUCUCUUUGCCGGCGCAUCCGCUGAGCUAAGACCUAAAAUCCUUCGGGAAUCCACAACAGUGAGCGGUUUGGUGGUUGAAGGAACUGAAGCACCUGCAAUCAAUAGUCAUGCCUUCAGGGAGCUCAACAUCGUCUCUGCUGCUCUGUCGUUGUUCAGUGUCUGCUGGGCUCUGGCGAGUUUUAGCAAAAAUGUUCGCCUCCAGAAUGUUCAUCGACUCAUUCUCACCUGGCUCGGGGUAAUCUUCCAGCUACUCUGGCGCUUGGGAACCAUCACGUCACGCAUGAUUUCCCUCAUUAUCUACGGUUCCUUCUACUACUACUGGACCUUCUUGGUAAUCAUCCUUCACUGGGUGUCCAUGUUCCUGUGGAUCAUCUCUCCGAAGAAUGUUUUCCACGGCGAACGGAUCUCGAGGUUCAGAAAGUGCCUCCUAGCUGCCCUGAUUGCCUUUGUCUACGUUUUUGCCUACAUAAAUCUCCAAGAAGUGAAUCAUCGACAAAAAAUGGUCAUCUUCUACACUGUUAUGUUUCUGGAGAAUCUCCUCCUGGUGGGAUUGUGGAUCUUUGGCAUUUGGGCUGAGAGACCCGAUGGAUGGUAUUGGAUUGUAGUCAUUAUGCUACUUACCUUUGCAGCUGGAAUAUUUUUUAUGUUUCUCUACUACCGAUUCUUCCACAUUCGACGUCUUGGGUAUGAAAUUAAUGGGAUUUACCCUUCGAAGCCGUCGAUAAAUUGCGGAAAUUGCUACUGCAAUGGGAAGGAGCAUGAACAUAAACUUCCCCCAAAGGUUGAUUUGAAUUCCAAGAGCUACUACCAAGGGAUACCCGGAGUAUUCAGCUGCAGAUUCAUCAAUCCCAUUGGGAUGGCUGCAACGAAGAGGAAGAAAAAGAAACCAACAACAUUCGUACCAAGUCUGUCGAUAACGGAAUUGGCAGCAAGUGCCCAGCAGAAUGGGCAACCACCAAGUGGUCCAAUGAUGGUGCCAUUCUGGAAGAAGCAAAUAGCAGCCCUCCAGUACGCGGGAUCCAGUGAAAAUGAGAGUAGCGUGAGUUCCCGCAUUGAUAUCCAUCAGAAGUUGCAGGAGAAAAAACAGAAGCAACUUGCGGAGUUGCAAAUAAUUGAGGAGGAGAUUAAACAGGGAAAACUUGGGGGGCCCGUGCAAUCGGUACCAAUGAAUGGUAGUGAUGGGGGAACGAAGGUAUCCCUGCCAAAGGAACCCAUUCCCAAGGCCAAAAAUCACAGGAAUAUCACCCCACUCGGCUGGCCGAAUCCCAUGAUGGCCGAUGCGAAUGACUCCCUGGCGGAUUUGCCAUAUCUCCAGCAGAACUAUGCGGAAAAUUAUCCGGAAAAUGCCAUGAUUAAGGAAAGCAAUCUACCGCAUAUUCUGUCGUUAGCAUCAAAGCGAAAAGUUGACUCACCCAGUGCGUAUUUGCAGCAAAAACCCGAGAAGAUCUCAAAGAAACUCAGUGAUAAUUCUGAUAUCACCGAUUCCCUGCAGAGGCAGCUGAAGAUCAUGAAUUCCAGUGAGAGUCAGGCUAGCCGGUGCAUGCCUCCACCCACAUAUCGAGGUGCUUACAGCCCGGAAACAGUCUUCAAUCGUGCGAGGAACUACAGCAGAGGUGUUCCACUGGAAAUGCAUCGUCCGAGACAAAUAACCGGGACAUACUGCACAAAUCUCGAAGCAUCCUACAUUGAUAAAGCCUCAUUCCCCUUCAAUGUAGUCCCACCACCGCGAAAUCGUGAUCCGCAGCAACAACAACGGGAUCGUCCUGCCAUUCCGGGAAUAGCUAAUCAGAGGUAUGUGGGGGAGAAUGAGAAUGAGGUCGUGCUGUCCCCACACUACCUCGAGAGAUCGGUUAAAGGAACAAAAUGCGAUGGUGGUGGGAAUUAUUCGCACUACAAUGGGAACGAUGAUAGUUUCCUCAAUCAUCUGGCACAGCAAAAUGGCCCAUCUGACAUUGAUAGUCAAGUUUCGCUGCCACGAUCGUACACACUACCGCGGGAAUUCAAAUACUACCGCCGGAAUAGAUCGAAGAAACUCAAACAGGAAGAUAUCUUUGUCACCAGCAACAACAGCAGCGAUGGCGAUGUGGAUAGCAUUGAGGAUACCGAAUCCGAGCAGGACUACAACAUUCCACCGAAUAUGUGUCGCAAUUUGAAUUGCAACAACUUACUCCAUGCCAACGAUACUGCCAUGAACUACCUGAAUGACAUCCGACUGAGGGAAUCUGCAUCACCGCGAGCAAUGCUAAAUGGCAGUGGGACGCCCAAGGAGUCACCGGAUGUGUCAGCUAGUGAUGUGAUACGCCAGAGGAGUGCCAGUGCGUAUCAGGAAAGUAGUGCCAUGGAGGAGGACAACUGCUUGCCCGAUAACGUUGGCAACUACUCCAAUGCCCUCCUGCGCCAGCUGAGGAUACAGCUGUACAAUGAUAGAAAGUCUGGGAUCUUCAGGCAUGAGACUAAAUUAUAAAUUAUUUUUCUUCUUAAAAAUAUAAAUUACUUUUAGAUUUUAAUCUGUAUACAUACUAAAAUUAUAUAUACUUAGCUAGGAUUGUCUCGACAAUUGAUUUUUUAUUGUAUUUUUAAAAAUUAGCGUCGAUUUUUUUUUGAUAUUUGUUGGAAUUAAAAUUGUUAUGAUUUUUUUUGUAAA